Molecule: messenger RNA, 786 nt
Organism: Hydra vulgaris (swiftwater hydra)
Lineage: Eukaryota; Metazoa; Cnidaria; Hydrozoa; Anthoathecata; Hydridae
Source: RefSeq, a predicted model, not a curated record
AUGAACUUUCUUGAAAAUGAAUCUUCAGCUAAAUGUUUUUUUUUACAACCAUAUCCUACGGUGGAAAGAGAGAACAUGUUACGAGCUAGUCUUCUCAAGUUCAUGAAGGUAUACUUUGUUGAAAAGAUGUCUACAAAACAAAAGCUGCAAAGUUUGCUAGCAUGUUUCUUUGAUUCGAGAACAAACGAGUGUCUUACAGAAAAAGAAUAUCAAGAAGCAGAAAGCAAACUUAUGAAAAAAUUUGCAAAGUCAGCACUCCGACAAUAUCCUCGAAGAUCAACGCAUACAAACAUUUGUUUGCAAAAUGAACAAAAUUAUUCGAGAAGUGAUAUGAUUGAUUCAAGUAAUGAUGUUCAAUUUCAUGUUUCACCUGAAGUUCCUGUUAAACGCAAAUAUGGGUUUGCUAAGCUUGCAACAUUAUGUGGUUUUAAUCUGUGCGAAGAAAAAACACAGUCAAAGCAAAAUAUAAAAGAGGAGUUAUCCUUUUUCAGUUAUACUAUAAAGGCAAAAACUUGGAAAUUCGAUGAAUUUUGGUACAAGUAUGAAAACGAUAUUCCAAUGUUAGCCUCUAAAGCAAGAGAGGUAUGUACUUCACCUGCUAGUUCGGUACGGCCAGAAUCCUCAUUUAGUGUUGCUAACUUUAUUAAUCGCAAUGAAAGAACAAUCGAUGUCCUUGCAGGUACCAAAAAUAUUAUAUUGUGUCAUAUUACCAUAACAAAAUACUUGAUGGAAAAGGCAAAUACAAAGAAAAAAACUGGAGAAAAAGCGCGCUCUAACGAACAGUGA